Messenger RNA from Emericellopsis cladophorae, 2136 nucleotides. Its product is annotated as dna polymerase sigma subunit. Gene Ontology annotation, biological process: RNA 3'-end processing. Gene Ontology annotation, cellular component: TRAMP complex; nucleolus. The transcript has 3 exons. The coding region runs from base 1 to 2136 and encodes 711 amino acids. Gene Ontology annotation, molecular function: poly(A) RNA polymerase activity; mRNA binding. The record is from RefSeq and is a predicted model, not a curated record. NCBI's taxonomy places the organism in Eukaryota, Fungi, Ascomycota, Sordariomycetes, Hypocreales, Bionectriaceae.
AUGGGUCGUGGCAGGCGAGACAGACGCGGUGACGACCGCCCACGGUGGCAAUCGCCCCCGCGCAGACCUCGAAGUCCCCCAAGACGCGACGACAGGGCCUACCGGCCCAAUGGCGGCGGCGAGUCGUACAGGCCCGGCCGUGAUCGCUCACCCAGACAAAACGGCUAUUCGAAUCGGGCGGGUCCCGGCGACUCGUUCCGCCCGCCUCAGGGCGACUUCACUUUCCGCUCGGGCAACAACGGCCCCAGCUUCCCACCCACAGGCCCGUCAAACGAUCGCUCCGGUCGCGGCGGGAGAAAAGAUCGAGGGCGAGGUGGACGUGGCAGAGGACGAGGCGGUCGAUGGCAGCCCGUGCACCCGUCUGAGCGCGCACUGCUGUCCAGCUCGAUGAACAACCUCCCCUCGGAACCCUUGCACAACCCCGAGGCGGCCGCCAAGUUCCGUGACGUGGAUGCCAUGUCGGAUGAUGACGAAGAAGCUAUGGACAUUUCGGAUCAAUCAGAACACGAGAGCGAGUCGGACGGACCCUCCAAGAAGAGGGCGAGGACGGAGGCUGUCGAAACCAACGGCAACGCCGCGCCCAAGUGGUCGAAUCCCGAUCCGUACACGGCGCUGCCUUGUCCCGACGAUACGCUGCAGAAGAAGCGCGACGUCGUGGCCUUGAUCCGCAAGGCCCGAAUUGAGGAGAAGGCUGUGGACACAGCACCCAAGGAGGCUGAGGAUUUCAUCGCCUUUGAGACGACUGACGAGGAAGAAGAAGGCGAACGCGAGGAAGACGAAGAAGACGAGAGAGAAGAACACAGAGCAUCGCCCAACGCUCCCAAGGGGCCUCACGCAUCAUUGCCUUCGAAACCGCCGCAACCUGCACCGCCGAGGGAACCACCACCACCUCUUCCCGCGGCGCCUCCCCCGCCAGCGCUGCCUGAUCAGCGCGACUCAUCGGGGCCGCUUGGGUCGCGGAAGAGAAAUGCAAACGACGUGAUAAAGGUCCCCGAUUACGGCCAGCUCAAGAAGCCCAACAUGAAGAAGGUGAAUGGGUCUGUCCUACCAAUGUGGGAGGUGAAGCCAGGGGAACCCUCGGCUCCCUGGGCCACAGUCGACCACUCCGGGACGUCCAACGUGGCCUUUAGGCUGCACAAGGAGGUUAUGGAUUUUUACAACUUUGUCAGGCCGCGCCAGUUCGAGCAGCGCAUCCGAGACGAGCUCAUCAAGAACCUGCAAAAGUGCAUGAUGCGGGACGGCAGGAAUUUUUCCGACGCCAAGAUCCAUGCCUUUGGCUCCUUCAUGUCGGGCCUGUAUCUGCCGACGGCUGAUAUGGAUCUGGUCGUCUGCUCCUCGAGCUUUCAGCGCGGCGGGCCGCCACGGUAUCUCAGCGCGCGAAGCUGGCUGUAUAAGUUCCAGAAGCUCCUGGUCUCGCAGAAAGUGGCGGAUCCAGACUCCAUCGAGGUCAUCGCCCAUGCGCGGAUACCGCUGGUCAAAUUCGUCGACAAGGCCACUGCGCUCAAGGUGGAUGUGUCGUUUGAGAACCUGGGUGGCGUGGAGGCGAUCGAUACCUUCUUGCGGUGGAAGGCCAGCUAUCCCGCUAUGCCGAUCCUGGUUACGGUCAUCAAACACUUCCUGCUCAUGAGGGGACUGAACGAACCUGUCAAUGGAGGCAUUGGGGGUUUCUCGGUCAUCUGUCUCGUGGUCAGCAUGCUGCAGCUGAUGCCGCAGGUGCAGAGCCGGAGUCUGAUCCCCGAACACCACCUGGGCGAGAUGCUUCUCGAGUUCCUGGAUCUCUACGGUCGCCAGUUCAACUAUGAGCACAAUGCGAUUUCCCUCACGGGGCGGAUUGGCUAUAUGCCCAAGUCGGAUGUGCGUGGCUUCACUUACAAGAACAGAGAACGCUUGUCCAUCAUUGAUCCCAACAACGACGCAAAUGACAUCUCGGGUGGCUCUAGCAACGUCCCUGCGAUUAUGAGCCGUUUCGAAGACGCCUUCCUCACGCUGCGCGAUCGCAUGAAGGAGGUUGCUUCAAAGAACACUAAAGGUGGCAUUCUCGACACGAUCAUGGCCGGCGACUACUCGUCGUUCGAGGCGCAACGCAACUACCUACGACACGUUCACGAGAAGCAAUUUGGACCUUGCGCAGACUAG